CAUGCUUGCUCCAUAAACCUCACCACAUUUUGCUACCGCAGCUGUGUGGCGCACGCAAGGAAAGCGGAGAGGUGCGCUCCUCCUGGGGUGACUAUGUCGAGUCUGGAACGGGUUUUUGUGCACUGAUCGGCGACUAAGAAGCUCAUUUCUCUCCGACAUAAACGGAAUGUUGACGCUCUCUCUCUCACUAAGGUCGGUUUCAACAAAGCAUUGAAGACAUCGCUCAUUUACCAUGAGCUGUUUGGAUGUUAUGUACCCAGCCUAUGGACAUUACGCACCGUACGCACCGACUGCUCCCGCUUUUAUCAGUAACUUCCAGGCUGCCACAGGUCUAAAUAGCGCUUCAUCUCAUUGCCGGGAUUUUAUGGACACUCCCAACGGCCCCGAGGGGAUGUCUGGGGGCCCAGGCACUGGAGGAUCAACUUCCUCCUCUGCUUCAUCCAGCUCUUCUUCCUCCUAUACUCCUGCGGCUUCAAGGCCAGAGGAAGGCCCUAAAGAGAAGCAGGAAGCUCCCGAGGCAGAAUACCUGACUUCUCGCUGUGUCCUCUUCACCUACUACCAGGGAGACAUCAGCAGCGUUGUGGACGAGCACUUCUCCAGGGCCCUCAGCUCCUAUAUGGAUGGUGAGGGCAAACGUCGGGCACCAGAACAUCAGCGAACAGAUACCCCGUCGCCUAGCAGUAGACGAAGCUUCCCCCCAUCCUUCUGGGACAGUAACUACUCCUCGCCUCAGAGUCGCUCCCACUGUGAGACCGGUGCACCUUCCUAUUCCAUGGACCCGUACGCAUCAGGGCUACACCCCAGCCUGCAGCACCCGCACGCUCAUCCUCAUCCACACGCUCAUCCGCACUCCCACCCUCACCCACCAGAAAGCUGGGGAUAUCCUCAGGCCCAAGCCUACGGCCCCCCACGGCCUCUCCAUGAACUUUAUUCACCUUCAGCUUUGGAGCCCCACUAUGGGCCCCUACUCAUGCCUACUGUGAGGCCACCUCAUCUCCCCACCUUGCCAAGCCACUAUGAAGUGAGCAAGCUGGAGCCCACUACCUCAUGGCCCAGUUUGCUUCCCCCAGGAGAUGUCAGCCAGACUCUGGCACUCAACAUGGAUGCAGGUCUCCAGCAGCACAAGAAAGGCAAGGAGCUCUACUGGUUCUAACGAGCCCUUCAGUCACAGUGACCAGCCAUUACCAGAUCCAAUUAGUCCCUGGACCUACUUUGCUAUUGUCGCAGCGGGUCCCUUUAUCCCCCGCCCCCCUCCUCCAUACACACUUUGCAUCCCCAUCUACCCACCCCCUUCACUCUGUUUCUAGCCUCCCCUGCCAGUAUACAGCCUUGCUCCAGGUCGACGUGUGUGCACCAUGGAGAUAAAGCAGAGAGAAAGAGGGAGCGAGAGAGGGAGAGUGUCCGAACUGUCUGUAAUCUGUGCUGUUGCUCUCUUUUUCUCAGCUCUUUUGGUCUCCCUCUCCUGUCACUGCACAGACCUUGGCAAGGUGUGAGCCACAGUGACCUGUUUGGACUGAGAAAGACAGGAUCACACCAGACUUUUUUUUGGGUUUUUCGCAGAGGACAGAGAGAUGGAAGGAUGAAUGGAGGGACAGAGGGAUGAAUAGCAGAGAGUAGGGAUUUCCUCCAAUGUCCCUGGUUAUCUCUGUCUCAUGCUCUGUGUUGGUACAGUGGUUUUCAUUAUCCACUUAUCUGCAUUUCACAAAUGCAACAUUCAGUGAUAAACAAGAGCAGCAAUUAUGGCAGUUUAAGCUCUGUGACUGUCAUCAUGAGGCCUUUUGUGUUUGUUAUUAUAUAAUACUGCUCUCUGAAAUAAAGUGUUUAUAUUUAUUGGUGUUUAUGUGCAUUUCUAAAAUAUUAGGUUGGCCAGUGUUCUGAAAUUUUUGUGUCAAGCUGAUUGUGCUUUAUAUAUAUAUUUUUAAAAGAGGUGAUAAAGCUGACCAUACCAGAUCUAUCAUCUAUCUUAUGUGGAGGAUAUCAUCAACGUAGUUUCUCUCGCAUCUACCACGAUUUGUUUGCUCAGAACUAUCAGAUAAAACUGAACUUUCAAUUUGAUGCUGUUCCAUUUUAGUUCUUUUGUUCUCUGUCAUUCAUAGACAUUUUGAAUUUUGGCUUUCUUAAUAUUUGUGGGAUUAUUUUUUCCUUUUUUCAGUGUGCUCAUUUUUUUGUGUCCAAGAAUGUGAU
Oreochromis aureus is the source of this 2184-nucleotide messenger RNA. It is a transcript of the gene vgll2b, whose product is annotated as vestigial-like family member 2b. Gene Ontology annotation, cellular component: nucleus. Gene Ontology annotation, biological process: regulation of transcription by RNA polymerase II. Lineage: Eukaryota; Metazoa; Chordata; Actinopteri; Cichliformes; Cichlidae. The coding region runs from base 233 to 1153 and encodes 306 amino acids. The record is from RefSeq and is a predicted model, not a curated record. The transcript has 4 exons.